AUUUUGCAGAAAGAUUCUCAAUCAAAAUUGGCUUAACAUUACAAGCUAUCCGUACUUACCCAUGUGUGUGUGUGUGUGUAUAUAUAUGCAUCUGUGGCUCCAUCUUGUAUGCAAUUCGUAUCGUAUGAACUUAUAAUCUCGAUCACGAAUUAAUGGGUCAGCUCAAUUUGGUUAAGAUAGCCGUUUGGUCGGUCUGUCUUGGCUUGUGUCUCUUCCCUCACUUGUCGUCGGGGAAAUUAAGACGAAACUACUACUCCAAUGUCUGUCCGAAUGUCGAAAACAUCGUUCGGAACGCCGUCAGACAGAAGUUUCAACAAACCUUUGUUACUGUCCCGGCGACUCUGCGUCUCUUCUUCCACGAUUGCUUCGUCCAGGGUUGUGACGCUUCGGUAAUAGUUGCAUCUUCUGGGAACAAGAAGGCGGAGAAGGAUCACCCGGACAAUCUGUCGCUCGCCGGAGACGGAUUCGACACCGUGAUCAAAGCCAAGGCGGCGGUGGACGCCGUUCCAGGUUGCAGUAAUAAGGUGUCAUGCGCCGACAUUCUCGCCAUGGCCACCCGAGAUGUGAUUGCAUUGGCUGGGGGACCUUCGUACGCGGUGGAGCUGGGGAGGUUGGAUGGGCUGAGCUCGACGGCGGCGAGCGUAAAUGGGAAGCUGCCUCAGCCGACCUUCAACUUGAACCAGCUCGAUGCCCUGUUCGCUGCUAAUGGCUUAACUCAAACGGACAUGAUUGCUCUCUCAGCUGCGCAUACACUGGGAUUUUCUCACUGCGGCAAGUUCGCCAAUCGGAUAUACAAUUUCAGCCGCCAGAGCGCGGUGGAUCCGACCCUGAACAAAGAAUACGCCGCCCAGUUGAAGUCGUUGUGCCCGAAGAAUGUGGACCCAAGAAUAGCCAUAAACAUGGAUCCAAACACCCCCAACACCUUCGACAAUACGUACUUCAAGAAUCUCCAGCAGGGGAAGGGCCUCUUCACGUCGGACCAGGUCCUCUUCACCGACCCCAGGUCCAGGCCCACUGUCAAUACCUGGGCCCGCAACUCCCCUGCCUUUCAGAAGGCUUUCAUCUCCGCUAUAACCAAACUGGGCAGGGUAGGAGUCAAGACCGGGUCCCAGGGUAAUAUCCGACGUGACUGUGCCAGGUUCAAUUGAUCAUUACAAAUCGCAAAAAAAGUUUAACCCGAAUCCAUUUCGCUGGGUUGAAGUAAUGAGAAAGAAAUUCUUAAGUGUGAUGGGCUUGGUGUUGAUCCUGUCCUGUAACAUGAUCUUGUAAUAAUAUAAGGAGUUGAUGGUUUGAAAUU
Messenger RNA from Diospyros lotus (date-plum), 1297 nucleotides. RefSeq names its product peroxidase 51. The record is from RefSeq and is a predicted model, not a curated record. NCBI's taxonomy places the organism in Eukaryota, Viridiplantae, Streptophyta, Magnoliopsida, Ericales, Ebenaceae. Bases 153 to 1148 code for a protein of 331 amino acids. The transcript has 4 exons. Gene Ontology annotation, molecular function: heme binding; peroxidase activity. Gene Ontology annotation, biological process: hydrogen peroxide catabolic process; response to oxidative stress.